This is a messenger RNA of Pistacia vera, 2068 nucleotides long. RefSeq lists its product as uncharacterized. The transcript is spliced from 5 exons. Lineage: Eukaryota; Viridiplantae; Streptophyta; Magnoliopsida; Sapindales; Anacardiaceae. The coding region runs from base 111 to 827 and encodes 238 amino acids. The record is from RefSeq and is a predicted model, not a curated record.
GUUUUGUGCAAAGUACUGCAUUGUAGUCAAGGUCAGUCUUCCGAAAUUCAUCUGCCAACCAGCGCCCUUCAGAUAUUUUUGCCUGCAAUCAACCUUUCACUUGAGGAGACAUGGACCCUGGAAGUGGGAAUUCAAAUCAUGAAUCAACGGAAGUUCCAAUAAAUAUUAAUCAGCAGCAGCAAAAUCUGGAACGAUGUGAACAAAAUAUUCAGUGGUUACCUUCCCUUCAUUUGUUGACUGAUCGGAACCGAGAAAAGGAGAAAUUACGUUUGGAUCUUCUUAACGCUGCACUAGAGGGAAAUAUUGAUGCAGUUAAUGGUCAGCUAUUUAAUCCUCUGCUCAGUGAUUCUUCAUCAAGCUCAUUAAGUGCGUCUUGUUCAUCAAGCUCCGCUUCAACACCAAGUCCAUUCAAUGUUGCAAUAACAGAGAAACACGAAACUAUUUUCCAUGUAGCAGCAGGAGCAAAUCAAACUGACUUUGUAGAGAAGAUGAUUGAUAAGAUAGCACCAGAUGACCUCAAGUUGCAAAACGUAAAAGGGAACACUGCCUUCUGUCUUGCUGCUAUGGCUGAGAAAAUGUUGAAUAAAGACCCAGACCUGUUGACAAUCCGAGGUGGCGGUAAUUUGACUCCAUUAAAUCUGGCUGCUAUGUUUGGAGAAAGGCAAAUGGCGUUAUAUUUAUACCGGCAGUAUGAUAGAGGAACACUGACAUUAGCUGACAAAAAACAAUUAUUUUUUGAUAGCAUCGAUACUUCUUUGUACGAUCUUGCAAGGGAAUUGCUAGAAGGUGAAGAUGCUAAUGAAAAUGAAUUGGCUGUGACUGAAUGAAUACAAGCAUGGCAUGGAUCGUUUGACACCCUUGCAUCGGUUGGCUUUAGCGCCCUUUCAUCUGUUGGACCAAAAUAACAGAAGUAAAGAGUCUGUCAAAUGUUUUUGGGAGAAAAUAUUAUAGAUAACAGGCCAAAAGAGUGAAAGUGACAAAACAAGUUCAUUAAAUCAAGCUCUAGCGUUAGUCAAAUGCCUUUGGGAGAAAAUAUUCGAGGCAAAGCGUGACCAAGUUUGGGAUUACUUAAAAGAGCAUCGUGAUUUAUUGUUCAAAGCAGCUCAAUUAGGGAACUUCAAAUUCUUGGGUAAACUCAUCGAACUUUAUCUUGAUUUGGUGCAUCUCAAAGAUGAUAAUGAACAGACCAUCACAUUGCAAUUAUGUAUCGCCAUGAUGAUUUAUUUAAGUUAAUAGAUCAGAUAGGUUUCAACAAACAGUUGAUAGCAUCCUAUCCAGACAGCAACGAAAAUAGUUUAUUACAUCUAGCUACAAAAUAUCCAAAUCCAAGACCAUUAAGCAUAGUGCCAGGUGUUACGCAUUCUUAAGGAUGUUGAAAAGCUUGCAUUGCCUUCAUUUAGAGGAUUGAAGAAUUCAGAAGGCAAAACACCUCGAGAGCUCUUCACUAGUACACAUGCAGGCUUACGGAAAGAUGGAGAAAAGUAGAUGAGGAACACAGCUAGUCAAUGCAUGCUUGUUGCAACAAUCAUUGCUACUGUGGUUUUUUAAGCGGCUUUCACUGUACCAAGAGGUAACAAUAAUUUGGAAGGAACAUCUACCCAUCGAGGUAAUGUUGUGUUCCAUAUUUUUGUUAUAGCAGAUAUAAUUGCGUUAUCCUCCUCCUCGAUUUCAAUCCUAAUGUUUUUGUCUAUUCUUACAUCCCGUUAUGCACAAAAUGAUUUUUUCAAAUCAUUACCGAUUAAGUUGUUGAUAGGACUAUUAGCGCUAUUCACAUCUAUAGAAACCAUGUUGUUAGAAUUUAUUUCAAGCUUUUACAUGGCUUAUAAUCACUAUAAGUCAAUGUUAGUCCCUAUUUUAGGUACUAUUUUUGUAUUUCUAUCGUUAUUAGUGUUUGGUUUUUCCCAAUAUGGUCUUUUGAGAGAUAUAUUAUCCUCAUCAUUCCAUUUUCGGUUUUUUCCAAGCCAGUAUAAUGUUAGGAAACAGAAAUAAAGUUGUAUAUGUCAUUUCCAACUGUCGACCUGUAAUUUCAUCUGAUGUAUUAAUGAAACUGUAUUACCCAAAAUGGAGU